Messenger RNA from Symbiodinium natans, 1022 nucleotides. NCBI's taxonomy places the organism in Eukaryota, Dinophyceae, Suessiales, Symbiodiniaceae. The record is from the annotation of a GenBank genome assembly.
GCCAUAUGGGAGCCAGGCUCCUUGAGGACCUGACGAGCUUGGUCAGGUCGCCGGAGCUGAAGGAUGAGAUCAGCAAGGAAGUGAAGAAGGACCCGUCGAACCUCACCCAGGUCGAGGCCAUCUGCCUCUACAUCCGUGUCGGGCGAUAUGCUGCGGCCAUCGCGCUGCUCAUGGGAGCACCUCCAGAGGAAGCGAAGGCAGACACGACUGGCCACCUCGAGUGCCUCUGCCAUCUCGUGACGGCCUACCUCCGGCAGCUGCAGCAGAGGGCUGAAACGAAGUGGGUGUCGUCACCGGAGAACGCAGAGUUGGCGGGCAGAUGCCGUGCUGCCUUCCAAAAACAGCGGCCUGUGGCGGAGAUGGCAAAGCAGGCCAAGCCGGAUCCAUCGGAGAAGGACGCGCACGAAGCUGUCAAGAUGUGCACCGAGCUGCGAGCCGUCCUCCUGAAAGUGUUUGGAGAGAAGAGGUGCGACGACUGGAUGAAGAACUCUGGUCGCCCCAAGAUUCGCGCUUUCAUGAAGGACUGCCUCAAGCGGAACGAAUUUCGGGCAACGGCCCUCUUGGCCAUGCAUGCGGUGCAGUGGGCCGUGACCCACCCCGAGAUUCGGGAGGAGCACGACGACAGCCUUGUCGUGGACGACCUGAGUAGUCUUGGGACUGCUUGCUCCAAGCUGGAGCUGUACGACAUCGCGGAGAAGGCCUUUCAGGAAGCGACGCGCGCCUUCCACGCCCGCUACUGGGAGACCGAGAACAAGCCCGCCAUUGGCCUCGUGCUGUACAACUACUCGGACCUGUUGCUUCAGCUGGGUCGCUUCGACGAAGCAGAGGCGACCUGCCGCAAGGCCAUGGAGCAUCACGCGACCCGGAUCGACCUAGUUGUUUGCAUGGCUUCGUUCUCGUCUGCCAGCUUGGGAGGUGUUCAGAUGAUUUCAGAUGAAUGCAGUUCGGGUGUUUACCACGUACGACUGGUGAAUCAGCGGUCCGAGUCGUGGCUUCCAGGCACCGUGUUCCCCUUCUCCUAG